GGAAAUCCUCACCGUUUCGUUUGAUUAGUCUGUUAGCCCUCCUUUCCACCUUUGAAAAUCGUGCACUUCUCGCCUCGUAUUGUUUCACUCAAGCAUGUCCCUGUCUCCCGUGGCAGCAGUACCAAUUCUCCCCCAGGAGCAGCCGUCCGCUUCAACGUCAGCAAGAGAACAAGACGACACGUGGUUGAAGCCGUUGUGGGAGUACUCUUUCCCUCCUGUGGCUGAUGAUAAGCGGCUAGACAAAGAGGGGUCUGGACAAGCCCCUCAGCAAGCGCAGACGAGUUCUCCGGGGCCUUCGUCCGUGGGCAAUGUAUCGCCUCGCACCAAGGCAACCAGUGGAUUGGCAUUCAAAAAAAGACGCAGAUCAAAAGGUGAUCCUGCCCGUGAAGGUGAGAGAAGUAACCGAAGACGAGGAGAGAAUAAAGAAAAAAGAAUUAUGGAGAGAUGCCGUGGUGCGCCAUCCUGGCUUACUGGCAAGACAAACGCUAUUCACCCUCCUCCUUCCAGCAGCUUCACCGGUUUAUCAGCUCCUAUCAUCUACCCACCUCAGAUUCCCAUCCCACCCUCUUCACAUCGCGCCACAAAACCUCCAUUUCCUGUGCAACAAACCAAUCAUGUUGGCCUGUAUGACAGAAGAGGUUCUAUGCCUUCUUCAUUCACUCAGUCUACAUUAGGCAUCAUUGGGCCAAUGGAGAGCUAUGGCACAGGUAUGACGAGAACACAGUCGUGGGGUGGACCUGAUACGCCUACAAGCAGUGUCUUGGCCACGGCAAGUGACUAUUCGGGGGUCCGGAUGAGUGACGACAUAACCAGAAGGAGGGCAAGCGAGCCUCACACCACCAUGUUGGGUGUAACGUUCAAGUCCAACUGCUAUACGAACUCGUCACAGGCAUCGAUGGGUCUCUUGGAUACUCAGAGUAUGGGUAGAAAUAGAGAAACCAGUCGGGACAGAAGUGUUGGCGGCGAUUGGCCUGGGCAAAAUUCAGGCGUGUGGGCGAAUGGUAUGGGUAGAAGUAGCCCCCUCCCGACAGUCACAGAGCCCCAACAGCUCAACAGCUCGUACCCAGCAUGGCUUCUUAUGAAUACGGAUGCUGCAAACUGUCAAGAUGGUUCCGUUCACUCUUUUGGUCCCCUUACUCCAUCGUCCAUUCAGACUGACCUUCAAACCUUCACGUCCAGCACUUCCUAUCCCCCUCCACCGACAACCUCCUUUAGCCCUGGUCCGACAUACGUGCCCGAGCCCAUGAACAUCCAAAUGCAUUCCUCAGGGUUCUCUUCCGGGCAUUGCUUCUCCCAUUGGCAGCCUGACCCUGCACCUUCAAUCCAUAUCUACAAUCUGGACGGAUGUGAAUCAUACCCGUCCUAUUUCAAUGGUAUGAAUGGACCUGCGCAUCCUCAGACGGAUCAUGCAUACCAGCAUCAGGUUCUUAAUUAUGAUAGGGUAGCUUUUAGGCGUAGGUUGUGCGACGAUGUAGAGGCGGAGGAGCCGGUAGAGCGCAGAUAAUGUAAUAGAAGAGAAAAAAGGAGAAACUGUUGAGGGUCACUGCAAAAAGGUGAAUUAUCUUAGUGGUCGUUUGGAUUAUCCUGGAACUGCGAGCUGGUGACGGGCUUGUAGAUUGGAACUGUAAACUGUGACUAGUUUCGGGAUUCGCGUAAGUUCAGGUUCAACCUUUAUCGAGCUCGCAGGAUGAACAAUAUAGGCGGAGGUGGGAGUGGAGGUUUCGUGACCUUUUUCGUAUAAAAGUUUGCUGUGAGGUGUUUUCCCGAAACUUCUCCGAGAACGGGGGUGGAGAGAAAGGAUUCUAAUAAUUGAGAAAAGACCAAGAGAAUGGAGGAUCGAUGGCUGGUGGUGUUGUAUAUUUGUGCAGCAUGGUGUGUAGGAUAGUAUUACACUCUAUCUCUGAUGCUAUACCCGGCAGUUUAACACGUAGUUUUUAUAAUCAUGCAAUUUCGAC
Molecule: messenger RNA, 1955 nt
Organism: Cryptococcus deneoformans JEC21
Lineage: Eukaryota; Fungi; Basidiomycota; Tremellomycetes; Tremellales; Cryptococcaceae
Product: expressed protein
Exons: 4
Coding region: 95-1504 (469 amino acids)
Source: RefSeq, a predicted model, not a curated record